UGGGAAAGUGCGUAACCGGUGCUUUUGGUGACGUUUUUCGCGUGGUUCGCAUGUUUUGAGGCCUGCGUCGAUACACAGACCACCCGCGCUUAUACAGCAAGUGUUGAAAUAUUUGAGCUUUGUCUCGUAGCGAAAGUAAUUUCCCCCAAGCUAACGUUAGCGCGGAUGCGAGAGAUGUGUUUCGAUUGGUUGCAGUGUUUCUUGCAUCAUUCCGUUUUGGGGAUUUGUGUUCGUCCGCAAAAUCACGACGUGGGGCAUGAUUUCGCUAGCUCACUAAAUACGCAUAAAUAGCCAACCCUAGUCGAAAACAAGAUGCUUCAAUUCACUGAACGUGACUUGGGUUUAGCAUUUCUUCGAUGUCCUUGACGUCCAUUUGAAGGUGGUCCAAAAGUAGCAGCGGCAAAAUCCUCACAUCACCAACUACAUGUUAACAGUGAGGAAAACUGCUCGUAAUACGAGAGACAUUAUCAAGUUCGACUUGGUAACGUCUAGCGCUUCCUUGGACUACUAGUAUUGUGCGGAUGUCAACUCGUGCACUGUUUUGCAUCAUUGGUGACGUGUUAGUUGUCCUACUAAUAAGGCUGGGUAACAUUAAAACCCCCGCAUUUCGGAUUCCUUAGGUUGCCAUUCAGCUUAUAAAUUCGUUCCAUUUUGAUAUAACUUUCCUCUUUGCAAUUGGGGUCCAAAUGAAAACUGGCUGGAACAGCUGACAAAAGACCUUCUCCCGCAUCCUUUGCACACAUUCACUGCUACUAACAAGUGUUUUUGUCUUUGUUUUAUUGUAUUACUCUAUAUAUAUUUCACUUCAAGUCGCCAAUCUGGGACCUCGGGUCUCGAGUUCUGUGCCGUAUCGUGUGUGUUGAUGUGACAAUGUUUGAAUCAUAUUUGUGUCUAUUUCUGUUGAGAAUCCAAAGUCACCUCAAAAGUCAAAAAGUUGAAGCGUUGGCUCUACGCUGCUGCUUUGGUGGCGUGGGAAAAAGCAUUACUCGUCAGACAGUCAUUCUACUAGUGCGCCUAAUUGGCUUACUAGCGAGGACAAAGAGUGCACUAAAUGAAAGCGACAAGAAAGCCAAUAUCGAGCGCUCAAAGAGCGAAGGCAAAGAGCUGGGCAAAGAGGAGAAGCAGCGGCUGAGGAAAGAGAAGAAGCAGCAGAAGAAAAACAAAGAAAAAAAAGAUGAGGCCGCCGAGCCCGACGGCGCUUCUGCCGUGCCGCCGCCGCCGGCUUCGCAGAGAGCUCCUUCCUCAGUGCCCGGCGCCGACGCGCCACCGGACAAGCCGGCCAAGAGCAAGGUGGAGCUGAAAGCGGAGAGGAGACCUCGCCGCGACUCCGACAGGACCUCCAAACAGAGCAAAAAGCGCGACGCCGGUCAGCAGCAGGCCGCCGCGUCCGCCGCCAAACCCAAAGUGCCGCCCGGCGAGCUGCAGCCUGUGGUGAAGAGGCUUCCCGAACACGUCCAAGUGGACGACCCUGAUGUGGUCAAGAAGCUGGCUAAGAAGCUGGAAAGACAACAGAUCCCGCUUCGGUCAGACUACGGCUACAAGGUCAGCCUUUUCUCACACCUGCACCAGUACAGUCGCAAAGCGCCGCUGACGCAGCAAGUCGGCAUCCCGUCGUCGGUCAUCCAUCCGGCUAUCGUUCGACUGGGCCUCAAGUAUUCGCAGGGCAUCGUGGCGGGAUCCAACGCGCGCUCCGUGGCACUGCUGCACGCCUUCAAACAGGUCAUAAGGGACUACGCCACGCCACCAAAUGAAGAGCUCGCGAGAGACUUAGUCAACAAAUUGAAACCUUACAUCAGUUUCUUGAACCAAUGUCGCCCCCUGUCGGCCAGCAUGGGCAAUGCAAUCAAAUACCUCAAGAAGGAGAUCUCCAACAUUCCGAGCCACACCAAGGAAGACGAGGCGAAGAGCAAACUGCUGAGCUGCAUCGACUGCUACAUUAACGAAAAGAUCGUCUUGGCGGCCAAAGCCGUCGCCGAAAUCGCCAUCGAAAAGAUCAGCGACGGCGACGUCAUUCUCGUCUACGGAUGCUCGUCGCUGGUCAACCACAUCCUUUACGAGGCCUUCGACGUGGGCCGCAAGUUCCGCGUGAUCGUGGCGGACGGCCGGCCGAGGCUGGAGGGCCGCGAGACCCUGCGGCGGCUGGUCCAGCGGGGCAUCGGCUGCACCUACGUCCUCAUCUCCGUCGUCUCCUACAUUCUACCCGAGGUGUCAAAAGUGUUGUUGGGUGCCCAUGCGCUGCUCGCCAACGGUUACAUGAUGUCCCGAGUGGGCACGUCCCAAAUCGCCCUGGUGGCCAAAGCCUUCAACGUGCCCGUGCUGGUGUGCUGCGAGACGUACAAGUUCUGCGAGAGGGUGCAGACGGACUCUUUUGUGUCAAACGAGCUCGACGAUCCCGACAACCUGAUGGUGACGCGGAAGGGCAAGACGCAGCUGGCGCGCUGGCAGGAGGUGCGCUCGCUGGGCCUGCUCAACCUGGUGUACGACGUGACGCCGCCCGACUUCGUGGACGCCGUCAUCACCGAGCUGGGCAUGAUCCCGUGCACGUCGGUGCCCGUCGUGCUGCGCGUUAAAUGCGUCGACCAGUGAACCCGAUCGCGCUUUGAGCAUGCAAUAAAUAAAUACAUAUAACAAAUAUAUGAAGAAUA
This is a messenger RNA of Phycodurus eques (leafy seadragon), 2645 nucleotides long. It is a transcript of the gene eif2b4, whose product is annotated as eukaryotic translation initiation factor 2B, subunit 4 delta. The transcript is spliced from 13 exons. Lineage: Eukaryota; Metazoa; Chordata; Actinopteri; Syngnathiformes; Syngnathidae. Bases 871 to 2586 code for a protein of 571 amino acids. The record is from RefSeq and is a predicted model, not a curated record.